AUUAGAGACAUCCGACUUUGGGAGAUGUCUCGUCACAUGCGAACCGGAGAUGCGGAGGCGUUGCGGCCGCUUCUUCUCGCCGGAGAUCACCUGCCAAGCGAGCUGGACUCAGACGAAGGUGAAAUCAUUUUUGACAGGAGCGCGUCAAACAUCAAACGUGAAGCCGGGGGGAGUGCAAACAGAAGGUUAACAUAUGAGGAAGCAGUGGAGGAAGCAGGUUUUGGUUUGUUUCACUGGCUACUGUUGGUGGUUUGUGGCUGGGCCAACGCCAGCGACGCUGUGGAGAUUCUCUGUGUGUCUUUUCUCCUGCCAACGGCGCGCUGUGAUCUGCUGCUGAGCUCUUCAGACAUGGGCCUGCUGACAGCCAGCAUUUUCCUGGGAAUGAUGGUGGGUGGCUAUAUGUGGGGGUACUUGGCCGACCAGAGGGGGCGUCGCAGAGUCUUGGUUGUGUCCCUGACAGUAAACGGGGUGUUUGGAGCUCUGGCCAGCGUGGCUCCGUGGUUCUGGCUCUUCUUGCUGCUGCGGUUCAUCAGCGGCAUCGGGGUCGGCGGGUCGAUCCCUGUUAUCUUCUCCUACUUCUCCGAGUUUAUGCCCCGACUGAGGAGAGGGGCAAUGAUCAGCGCCCUUGCCACCUUCUGGAUGGCAGGAAACAUCCUGGCUGCAGGUCUGGCCUGGCUGGUGAUUCCCAGGACCUGGGCACGUUUUUCUCUGGGAAAACUGGACUUCCAGAGCUGGAGACUAUUUGUGGUGCUCUGUUCCGUUCCCAGCCUCACCUCAGCCCUCCUCUUCGGGCUGCUCAUGCCUGAAAGCCCCAAGUUCCUCAUGGAGGCUGGUCGGGAGAAGGAGGCGAUCCACGUUUUCAGAUUGAUGUUUGAGCUGAACAUGAAGGGAAGGGGAAAGGCUUUUCCGGAAUUUGGUUUGUGUACGAGCUCCAGGCAAAGAGGGGAACUGGAGGAGUACGGAACUUGGGGUUCAUGUAGAGAGCGACUCGCCAGCGUUUUAAAGAAGGGCUUGGAGCCCAUGAAACAGAUGUUUAGGGGUUCACUCAAAUCCAGGAGCAUCACUCUGCUCAUCAUCUUCUACUGCAUCUCCUUCAGUUACUACGGGCUGUGGAUGUGGUUCCCGGAGCUGUUUGCGAGAGUUGAGGACGGCGGCUCGCCCUGCGCCAACGUGUCCCUCCCGUCGCCGCUUCGCAACCAGAGCUGCUACCCGGUCAAGACAGCAGUGUACGUGGAGGGCUUCGUCGUCGCUGCAUCAAACCUGCCCGGCAACAUCUUCACCAUCCUGGUGAUGGACAGCACCGGAGGAAAGGCGCUGCUGUCCUGCAGCCUGGUGGUGUCCAGUCUGAGUGUCUUCCUCAUCUACGUGGUCCAGACCAGAGACCAGAGUCUGCUCCUUUCCUGUGUCUUCAGCGGCGUGUCCGUGAUCGCCUGGAACGCCCUGGACGUGGUGGGAACGGAGCUCUACCCGACGCAGCUACGGUCCUCUGCUCUUGGUUUCUUCACCGGCGUGGGCCGAGUGGCAGCGAUCACGGGCAACGUAGUCUUCGGAAAGUUGGUGGACACGAACUGCGCCGUACCGGUCCUGCUGGUCUCCGCUCUGCUGAUGACCGGAGGACUGGUGGCUCUUCUGCUCCCACAGACCCGGCAGACCGAGCUCACCUGAUCGCGAGUAAUUUUAGAUCACUAAAUUAUCAGCAAACACCCUCUUCGUGUCCUUUAAAAGAAGGAGACAGGAGGAUUUCUGCCUUUUGAAGUUCUCUGAUCGCACACAGCUCCUGUUUCUGCCAACAGAGGAUGUUUGAAUCCUUUGCCUUCUGUCAUCUCUCUGUGCCUUUUGUGGUGCCUCAUUUAAAAUUCCAGCAAAAAGAAAAAAAUAUCAAAAGGACAGCAGGCCCUCUCCACCUUCCAAGAAAUAUUAUUCAGGAAAAGUGAGUGAGGAGAAGAAGAAAUGCAAUUGUACUACAGUAUAUAGUGUGAGCUCGUGAGAAUUCAAGUCCUUAUCAAACAAGCUAUGAACCUUCAAGGACGCCUUUAAAAAGUUUUUCAGUCUCUAAACUUCUAAGUCUUGUCUUCGAAGUCAAAAAAGCAGUUUGAGCUUCAAGGCUGUCGUCGGCCUCAUUUAUGAAAAGGAGUGUAUUUGUCACCUUGACAGAGAAGGCUCUCGAAGGAUGUUUCAGGCUUUAAUGUUGUGUUUGUUUAUUUAUUUGGUUACUCAAGAGUUCUAGGUUUGCUAUUAGUUAAAAAACGUGUCUCAAAAAAUAUCUGCAGAAAACACUGCGCGUUCCACAUCUUUCCUGUUUUACUUUGUAAAGGCCUUUUGUUUUUCAGGCUCACUGACCUGGAAUGUAUAAACACACGCCUGCAACUUUGAGCUUGCAAUCUCUCAGUCUAAAAACAAACUGAAAGGACUCCCAUAAGUGUGCUUUUUUAAACUCCAAAGCAUCCAUCCAUACGUACAGUAGAUUUUGAGUCGUGCAUUCAUUGAAAAGUGUCAGUCUGCGCCAAAUCUGUCAUGUCCUCCACAAACUGGAAUCACACUAGUGAACCAAAGAUUGCUCAUUUCCCGACUUCUUCAGGUACAAACGACCAAAUCUUUGUAUCCGCCUGAGAGAUAAGCUCAUUUUCCCACCGGUGAUCUUGCAGAUGUCUCUGUUUUCAGGGAAGGUUUCACAUUACUUUGCGACUACUGAAGCACUUUAAAAAUAAAUACAUGAAUGAAUAGACACUACUUCUUUCAUCUCA
Messenger RNA from Xiphias gladius (swordfish), 2744 nucleotides. RefSeq names its product synaptic vesicle glycoprotein 2 (gene sv2). Gene Ontology annotation, biological process: transmembrane transport. The record is from RefSeq and is a predicted model, not a curated record. The transcript has 13 exons. Bases 25 to 1665 code for a protein of 546 amino acids. Gene Ontology annotation, cellular component: membrane. Gene Ontology annotation, molecular function: transmembrane transporter activity. Lineage: Eukaryota; Metazoa; Chordata; Actinopteri; Istiophoriformes; Xiphiidae.